Messenger RNA from Polistes dominula (European paper wasp), 6041 nucleotides. RefSeq lists its product as uncharacterized. NCBI's taxonomy places the organism in Eukaryota, Metazoa, Arthropoda, Insecta, Hymenoptera, Vespidae. The record is from RefSeq and is a predicted model, not a curated record.
AUCAAUAUAGGAUAUAAAUUACAUACAAAUACUAAUAUAUAAUAAUGCAUGAUCGAGUAUUAUUAAGUAUAUCAUAUGUGAACAUUUUGUUACGUGAUCGAUAUUAUGUCGUCUGCUAAUAAAUAUGGCGAGUACUGUAAAACAAUUGAAAUAUUAACAUUUGAACUAUAAGUAGAAAACACAGUAGAAAAUAUCGAAUACUUUGAUUGUUUUCUACUUAAUGAUGACGACAAAUUGAUAACAAUUGAACAAAUAAUAUAAAUCAAUAGAAAAUACUUAACACCAAAAAAUUGUCACCAGUAAUGAUGGAGCUUAUUUACAAGAAAGUCAAUUCUCUUAUAAAAUACUAAAUGAUCAAUUAUUUGAAAAUGAUACAAAUAUAAGUGUUCAGGAUCUGUGAAUGAACCAUUGAAGAAGACCACUUCACCUGUAAUAAUGUAUCAAUGAAUAUUGGUAAUUAAUAUACUUUAGUGUUAAAUAAUUCAAUAUUGCGAUAUUAGCGCCUUUGUUUUCUAUAUUAUCGACCGAGCAACAAACAGUUGAAAACAUGUCAUGGCUGAUCUUGUGAUUCAUAACAAUGUAUUAAUUUAUUUUACUUAUUCUGAAUAAGUAUGAGAGAUACACAAUCAAGAUUACAAAUGGAAUCUGUUCCUAGCUUGAAACGUAACAAUCGGAAUAUCACACUCCGUAGCACACAUAGAAUUUAUAAGAAAUGGGGAAUAAAGUAUCAUGCAGCAGUGAGAGAUGCUGUUUUUAAGUUGCACCCUAUACCAUAUGUGCCCUUAAAAGCACCAGCUUCUUUAAAAUGUGAUAAUGGAGAGUCUGAUUUAGUAUACGUAUGUCAACAAUGCAAAGAUUGUUUUUGGUUUAAAAGCAGUUUCGAAGACCAUAGUCAGCGACACAGUUGGAUAUUAGGAUUUUGGUGUCAGAAAUGUUUCUUAACGGUGUGCACUCAUGUACCUAAUAAUAGUACACCAUGUAAUUUGUGUUUGAAUAUGGAAAACGAUAAGCGAUCGUAUAUGAAAAAGAGAGGUAUUCAUAAACAUCAAAAAAUGGGAACUAUUAGAGUCUUUUAUAAUCAGUGUCAAUUUUUUGCACAUUUGAAAUUGCAUAAUAUAUCUUUAGUCAACAUAUGUGAUAUUAUGUUAAUGCCAUUACCAAAUGUGGAGGGUGAUUGGACAUCUAAAAUGGAUUUUGCUUGUGAAGCACUUUUCGAAUAUUGUUUCAUGAUAAGGGUACAUAUCAUGGAUUGGUUAAGAGCUAAAAAACUUCAUCGCAAUUGGUGGAAGAUAGUUGAAAAUAAUAUCGACUACGACGAUAAUGAUAAUCCUAUUACAAAGAUCAUCAAAACGUAUAAUGGAAGGAAUUUAUUUCAUUUAGAUGUAGCUAAAGUAGAUGCAGACUUGGUUCCUUUGAACUCAUUGUACAAACUUAAUCAUUUCAAAUCCUCUACUUCGGGACUCAGUAAAGUAGCAUCAGAAACCAAUGAAAAAGAUAGUCAUGAAAAUAUUAGUAAUUCUGUAGUGUCGUCCAGUCGAAAUACUCUUAAGGAUGAAGGUAAUCCUUCUACUCCUACUGAUAUUACCUUUGUAAAUUGUGGACCUACUUAUAAGUGUUAUACAUAUGACUCAUUAAUAGAUUAUUCUUUACACCAUAAUAAAACGAUUAAUUCGAAAUAUGUGCAUUAUAUGAAUAAGAAUAAGAAUAAGAAUAAGGAUGUGCAAUCAACGAUAACGAAAAAACAAAGUAAGCAAAAAAGAUCGAAAAAAGAAAGUGUUAAUUAUAGUACUACUCCUGUUUCAUCUUCACCUAAUAAAUCAUCUAACAUUAUCGGUGAGAAAGAUUUUAGUUAUGUGCAAAAAGAUCUUGCCCACAAAUGUAGUAAUAGUGGCAAAUUAUCCACCAUUGUAAUCACUACGCAGAAUGGUGGUGAUAAUUUAAUGAACAAUUCAAUUAGUAAGAAUGCUACUAAUUCGUUGCCUAAUUUAUCUCAUAAAGGGCAUCAAAUCAAUCAGAAAUAUGAAAAACAAAAACAUUUAUCAACUAUAAAAAAUGAUUUAAAUUCAGCAACAUUCCAAGAUAAAGACACUGUUAAAAUGAAUGCACUUGUUAAUAAUAAUCAAAUUUCGUCUUAUCUUUCGAAUAAUAAAAUUGUAUUUGUUGGUCAAGAUAUGGAUGGGAUUAAGAAAAAAGUCAAUCAUGUAACGGCGGUACCUUUACAUAUACGUAAUAGUGCAAUAUUGGGGGACAAUAAGAGUUCAGAUAAUUUAAAAACAAUAACAGAUGAGUCUAAUAAAACAAUAUCUCCUAAUCAGAUUUUUCUUGAAAGUGGGAGAAGAAGAUAUAUUUUGACGCGUACAUCAUCAAAUGAUGUGUAUCAAUUUAGUACGUUUACAUCGCCUGAUUCAUCGUCAAAUAAUAAUGAAAAUGGAAUAACGACGAAAUUAUCUUUGCUUGAAAAUACAUAUGUUAACUUGGCCGAACAAAAUGUUUCUUUGCCUACGCCAUCACCAUCUUCGUCGGAAUUAUCAAAUAGUUCAAGUUGUGAAAUUCAGAAAAAACAAAAUUCUAGCGUUUGCAUACAAAAUGAUACAUCAGAGAUAUCCAGACAUUACCUGAAACCGAAAUUUAAACAAUCUAUAUUGGAUUUAUUGAAUAACGAUGGAUUGUGUGAAGUUUUGUCAUUUCGCAGAGCCGAAAAUGCAGAAAUAUAUUUGAAUAUAAAAAAAGCGAAGAGUAGUAGCAAGCAAUUGAACGUAGUUACAACUGUAACAAUACCAAAUUGUAGACAAGAUAUGUUGAACGAAUUUCGACAAUUGAAUUGUAGCGAAUUAUUGGAACGUAUUCGACAUUUGCAGAAUGUCCGUAAAGAAAUUCUCACUGUUAUGAAUUUCGUAGAUUACAAAGUAAUAGAAGAUACAUUAAAAUCAAUUGAAAAUUUACAAAUAGCAUUAGAGGAUGCACUCGAGUCUUGUAAGAACGAAUCAAAAGAUGUGAAGGAUGUAUGGAACGAUGAAGAAAUAUUAUCGAAUGAUUGGGAAUCAAAAUGUCAACAUGUUAAUAAUUUCAGAUGCGCCACGUGCAGUAAAGUCAUGAAACCCAAAACUUAUAUUCCGGGAUUUUCUAAACCAGCUGAAAAUGAUAUCCUAUAUUGUUCAUGUUACAAACAUUUUUGUCAACAAUGUCGUAGUUAUCAGGGUAACGUUACUCGAUUUUUAACACAUCAGAAUUUUCACGGAGAAGAAAAACCAUACGCAUGCCCUGAUUGUUUUCGCAGAUUUCCUUCUUUUAGAUUACUCGAAGGGCAUACAUGGUCUUUUUGUUUCCAUAUGUUAAAAAAGCGUGUUUUUUCUUGUAAAAUAUGUCAGAUAGAUGGUUUUCAAGAUACGGAAUCUAUAGCGAGGCACUUUGCUAUUAUGCAUAGUAGUAAAAAGAUAGCAUGCGAGACUUGUAAUAUGGUAUUAGAUACGUACAAUGAAUAUAAAAGGCAUCGUGACAAAAUACAUUCAUCUAUUAACGUUCAAUCUCAACCAAUAAGACUGAUCAUCUGCAAAUUGGGCCAAUGUAUUAAUCGAUAUGAAAAAUAUAUGAUGCACUUGGAGAAACAUUAUGGUGUACGAAAAAUAAUAUGGUUGAAAUGUCCUUUUUGUCCUUAUUAUAAUCUCGAAAGCAAACAAUUUAUGAUGCAAUUUAAAAUACAUUUUCAAAUAGUACACCUCUAUCGUUUAUUAGAGAUUAUUAAACCGGAAACAUUGAAAGAUAUUUUACCAUCUAGUCUGUAUGAAUGUUUAUUUAAAGAAAACGAGCCUAACGAGCCGUUAAGUUGUGAAAGAUUGAAAAAAGUCCGAAAUUCUAAUGAAAGUCUAUGCUCAGAUACAAUGGUACCUAAAAUAAUAUAUACACGAACUAUUGCAUCAGAAGAUUUUGAACAAGUUUCGGAUGAUAAUAACGAAGGCAAUGUUUGUCCUACCAUAUCGAAUAAUAAAAUCGAAUCGAAUUUGAAAAUGUUGAAUGCUAGAUUAGAAAAUACGGAUUGUUCAAUUGUUUACUUAAACACUGAUAAAAAAGAUAAUCUACCGAAAAUUUUAGAUGUAAGAUCAAUGGCUGAUGUUUUGUCAAAAGAUCCAAAAUGUUCGUCGGAUAUUGCUGCUGCUAACAUGGAAAUACAAUCAAAUGAUGAUAAGAGACAAAAUUCAUCUAAAUCUAUUGUAAAUGAUCAGUCAAAAGAAACGUGUAAUUCUGCAAAGGAGGAAAGAAGAAGCAUCACUAAUGCAAAAUCUAUAACAAAUGAUAGUAUUAUUUCGGAAAAAGAAGAAGAAGAAGAAGCAGAAGCAGAAGCAGAAAAAGUAAAUGGUGUUGUUGACAAUAUUGCCACCAAAUUAAAUGUAGUUGAGAAAAUGAAUAGCAGCACACUUUCUCCUUUAAUAGAAACGCCUAAUGAAAUAAAAAUAAAUCAUGAUGAUGAUGAUGAUGAUGAUAUAAACCAAAUGAUACCAAAGCCACCACCUUUAAUUCGAAUUCCUCAGCACUUUUUCGAGAGUAGACAUCAGCAAGAAGAUAAAAUUAAAAAAUCUAAUGGAAAUCGUAAUGUAAAAGUAAAAAGUAAUGUCAAACGACGACCAUGGCGAAUAGCAUUAAAUGGUCCAACUAAUUCAAAGGACGUGCAUCAAGAUUACAUAUGUCAUUUGUGCGGUGAACUGAUAAAUACUGCUUGGCCUAUUAUAAGUAUUCAUUUUAAUGUCAAACAUUCGGAGGAAUGUAAAUUAUCAGUUGUAACGCCAAGAUUAUUAAGAAUAACUCCUGAAUUUAUUAAUGGUGGUUAUAAGGAAUUGUUGAAUAAUAAAAAGCGUAAAUCCGAAGGAACGGUAGUACCAAUUUCGAAAAAAAGAAGAAGAUGGAGUGCAAAGAAACAAACAGAUUCAAAUAAUUCAUUUGGUUUGGGGUUGUAUGUAGAACAAGAAUCCAUAGAAGACGAAGAGGGUAAUUUUAUAUGUCGAAAGUGCAAUCAACGAUGCGCAAACAUGUCAGACUUAAGAGAACAUAUAGCAUCCAAUCAUAGGAUCAAAGGUAGAUAUUUGGUGUGUUUAGAAUGCGGCGAAAACUUUGUUGUUGCACCAAGUUUGCAGAUGCAUUUGAAAGCUUUCCAUGGAAUAGAAGAUCCUAUUUCUUACAUGAAUCAAAAUUCCUCAUAUGCGCCGGAUAAUAUUGAUGAUCUUGAAAAUGAAACUAAAGCGAUGAUAGCUAAUCAAUGUUACGUAUGCAUGGCUGUAUUUGAAGAUAAAGCUACCGUUGAUAAACACCUCCGAGUACAUGGUAUGGCAUUUCUUAAUCGCAAGAGAAUAGAAGCUCAAAAUGCUUUGAAAAGUCCCGAGAAAAAUGUCAAAGUUAUUAACGAUGAGAAGAAAAGCUUUCAAAAAGAAAGUACAAAGGAACCUACGAAACGGGAUAAUCCAUCGAAUACAAUUCUUGAAAAAAUAAAUGCUACGAUAGAAGAGGCAGCCCAAUGAUUAAAGGCUAAACUUUUUGUAAAAUAGUAUGUUCAUAUUUUUUCUAUUUCAAGGAUAUUAUUCAUAAGUUCAUAAUUGUAGAUAAUUUAUUGUACAUUCGUUAAAAGUAUCUAGCAUGUGAAGAUGAAGAUCUGUACAAAUUCUUGAAUUGUCGGCAAAUAGUAACUCUAUCAAAGAGUUUAUUAUAAUUGUACAUUUUUAACUACUACAAUGUUUUCAAACACAUCUAUAGAUCAACUGUAAAAUAUGAUAUAUUAGAUAUCACUUGUUAUGUUAGUAUAAUUACUUAUACGUUAUAUAUCUCUUAGUAUUUCUAGAUAGAUUUCUAGAUAUUGAACAAUGUCAGUAAAUAUAGUCUGAUUAAAUCUUUACUUUGAUUUACUGUAUGAAUCAUUUCAUUUAAUUUAUUAUUUAAAUAAUCAAUUUUUCUUAUCAAUAAAAAAGACAUUGUGUUAAAGAGAUAUUAAUAAAAAUCUCUAUUUAACAUUGAUAGAUUUUAUGAAGACAUUUCUAUCAAAUUUCAUUUUCUCAUCA